This is a messenger RNA of Lutzomyia longipalpis, 4764 nucleotides long. RefSeq names its product myosin heavy chain 95F (gene jar). The transcript has 15 exons. Lineage: Eukaryota; Metazoa; Arthropoda; Insecta; Diptera; Psychodidae. Gene Ontology annotation, biological process: vesicle transport along actin filament; actin filament organization; endocytosis. Gene Ontology annotation, cellular component: endocytic vesicle; actin cytoskeleton; myosin complex. Bases 283 to 4011 code for a protein of 1242 amino acids. Gene Ontology annotation, molecular function: actin filament binding; ATP binding; microfilament motor activity. The record is from RefSeq and is a predicted model, not a curated record.
GAAAAGUCAUCGAAGCAAAAAAAAAAACAUUUUUGUGCCAUUUGUGCUCUGUUCGUGGACGGAAAUUGACGCAGUUUGUGGGAAAAUAAGUGGAUAAUUUUACUCAAUUUCUUUUUCAUUUGCUGCCCCCGUGUUCAGUGAGUGAUUGUGCGAUUGAGUGAAAUGUUCACGAAGUAGUUGACUCUGUGAAGAAUCUUUCUUUUCUUUGGAUAAUUCCUUUCGUCAACCCACUUCUUUGCUGCAAUAGCACAAAUCCAAUUAGGAGAAAUCAACAGAUGAAAGAUGGAUCCACAUAUUGUUUGGGCACGUGAUAGUAUUGAGGGGUAUGUGAAGGGACGCAUUUCGGAAAUAGGCAGUCAUGAGGAAUUUGAGGUGCAACCAUUAGAUAGCAAAUUUCCAAAGCGUGUAUGCGCUGUCCAAGAUAUCUUUCCAUCGUGCGAGGGAGAACAAGAUCACGAUGAUAACUGUGAACUUAUGUUUCUGAAUGAGGCCACACUGUUAGACAACCUGAGGACGAGAUACUACAAAGAUAAAAUUUAUACAUACGUUGCGAAUAUACUAAUAGCUGUGAACCCAUAUAAGGAAAUUGGAGAUCUGUAUUCAUCAAGUACCAUUAAGAAAUACAAUGGGCGUUCAUUGGGCGAACUCCCACCGCAUGUCUAUGCCAUUGCUGAUAAAGCAAUACGAGAUAUGAAAGUGCUAAAAGUGUCACAGUCGAUAAUCGUUUCCGGUGAAUCUGGUGCAGGAAAGACUGAAUCAACGAAAUAUUUAUUGCGCUACUUGUGCGAUUCCGUAGCAGCGGCGGGGACUAUUGAGCAAAAAAUUCUCGAUGCCAAUCCCAUCUUGGAGGCAUUUGGUAAUGCAAAGACAACGCGAAAUAACAAUAGUUCGCGUUUUGGGAAAUUCAUUGAGGUGCAUUACGAUGGAAAGCAUACCGUAGUGGGUGGCCAUAUAUCCCACUAUUUGCUGGAGAAGAGUAGAAUAUGCACACAGAGUCCCGAUGAGCGCAAUUAUCAUGUAUUCUACAUGCUAUGUGCGGGUGCACCGCAGCAAUUGCGUGAAAAACUCUGUCUGGGCAAGCCUGAUGAUUACAAAUAUUUGAGUGGGUGUACGCAGUACUUUACAACAAGUACCACGGAUAAGAAGAUACCAGCAGCGUACAAGUCGAAAGAUCAUGCAAAACGUGGUGCACUGAAGGAUCCAAUUUUGGAUGAUUACGAGGACUUUGUGAAUCUUGAUCAAGCCCUUUCGCGCUUGGGACUGUCCGGGGAGGGUAGGCUUGAGAUUUACAAGCUUGUUGCCGGGGUACUGCACCUCGGCAAUAUCUCCUUUGAAGAUAAUCCCGAAGAUGCCAAAGGGGGAUGCAAAGUUUCACCAAGUUCCGAACAAUCACUCACCAUUACAUCCACCCUCAUCGGGGUGGAUCCAUCGGAAAUGCGUCAAGCACUCAUCUCUCGUGUGAUGCAGAGCAAAGGUGGUGGAGUUAAGGGGACUGUUAUCAUGGUCCCACUGAAAGUCUAUGAGGCAAAUAAUGCACGCGAUGCAUUGGCAAAGGCAUUGUAUAGUCGUCUAUUUGAUCAUAUAGUGUCAAUAAUCAAUUUGAGCAUCCCCUUCAAGGCGUCCAGCUUCUAUAUUGGUGUACUCGAUAUUGCGGGCUUUGAGUACUUCACGGUGAAUUCUUUUGAGCAAUUUUGCAUUAACUAUUGCAAUGAGAAAUUACAAAAGUUCUUCAAUGACAACAUCUUGGCCAAUGAGCAGGAGCUGUAUAAGCGCGAAGGACUCAAUGUGCCCCAAAUUAAAUUUACCGACAAUCAGGAUGUGAUUGAAUUGAUUGAAAAUAAGGCCAAUGGAAUUUUCAUGAUACUCGAUGAGGAAUCAAAAUUGCCCAAACCAUCAUUCUCGCACUUUACAACUGAGGUGCAUAGCUCAUGGCAGGGGCACUAUAGGCUCUCCUAUCCACGAUCGUCACGCCUAAAGGCACACAGGAGCCUUAGGGAUGAUGAGGGAUUCCUCGUGAGACAUUUUGCCGGUGCUGUGUGCUACAACACGAAUCAAUUUAUUGAGAAAAACAAUGACGCACUGCAUGCAUCGUUGGAAUUCCUUGUGCAAGAGUCCGAGAAUAAGCUCCUCAAUCGGCUCUUUGCAUCUGGAUCGUCGGCAUCCAAGGGGAAAUUGAGUUUCAUAUCGGUUGGAUCGAAAUUCAAGACACAGCUGAGUGAAUUGAUGGAGAAGUUGGAGAAGAAUGGUACGAACUUUAUACGGUGCAUCAAGCCAAAUAGCCGGAUGGUUGAUCAUGAAUUUGAGGGUAGUCUCUGUCUGGCGCAGCUAAAGUGCUCAGGUACAACGUCCGUGCUUGAGCUAAUGGAAUACGGCUACCCAUCACGUGUACCAUUUGGGGAGUUGCACAAAAUGUACAAAUCCUACUUGCCACCAGAACUUGCCAAACUCAGUGCACGUACCUUCUGCGAGGCAAUGCUGCAUUCGCUUAAAUUGCACGAUAAAGAUUUCAAAUUUGGCAUCACGAAGGUCUUCUUUCGACCAGGAAAAUUUGUCGAAUUUGAUCGUAUAAUGCGAUCAGAUCCGGAAAAUUUAAAGGCAAUUGUGGCAAAUGUGAAGAAAUGGUUGGUACGAUCGCGAUGGAUAAAAUCAGCAUUCUGUGCCAUUUGUGUAAUAAAGCUGAAGAAUCGCAUUAUUUACCGCAACAAGUGCGUCCUCGUUAUGCAGAAAGUCAUUCGGGGUUACCUGGCGCGCAAGAAGCAUCAGCCACGGUUCAGGGGAUUGCAAAAAAUUCGUGCAAUCAAGACGAAUCUAAUCAAAAUGGAAGAAGUUGCUAAUCAAUUGAAGAAGGAGAAGGAUGUGAUGCUGAAUCAAGUGAAAACUCUCUACGGAGCCAUCGAUGAGGCAACGAAGAAGAUCAAAACGAAUCAAUCGAUCACACCGAAGCAAAUUGAUGAGCUCUACGAGGGUCUCAUGAAGAAGAUCGAUCAAAAUACAUCGCUGCUCAAGACGAAAUUGCUCGAGCAGAAAAAUGCCGAAGAGCAGGAACGUCUACGGAAGAUUCAAAUUGCCCUGGAGGCUGAGAGGAAGGCAAAGGAGGAGGAGGAGAGGAAACGACGGGAAGAGGAAGAGAAUAGGAAGAAAAAAGCCGAAAUGGAAGCAAAGAGGAAGGCAGAAGAAGCCGCUCGGCUGCGUCAGGAGGAAUUGGAUCGCAAAACAGCGGAAGCACUGCAGAAGCAACUCCACGAGGAGGCACUGCGAGACAGCAAAUACCGCGAACAGCUGGAACAGGAGAGACGUGAUCAUGAGUUGGCCACACGACUUGCCAGUGAAUCCAAUGGUCAGGUGGAUGAUAGUCCUCCACUUAUUCGCAAUGUUCCACACGAAGUGUCGUCUUUGGGUAAUCCAAACAGAUUGAUCAGAUCAGAGAAUAUUCGUGCUCAGCAGCAAUUGAUUGGGAAGCAAAAGCAUGAUUUAUCAAAAUGGAAAUAUUCCGAAUUACGUGAUGCAAUUAAUACAUCGUGUGACAUUGAACUCCUAGAGGCUUGCCGUCACGAAUUCCAUCGACGUCUGAAAGUUUAUCACGCUUGGAAGGCAAAGAAUCGCAAUAAGAGGUCAACAAUGGAUGAAAAUGAAAGGGCACCAAAGAGUGUUAUGGAGGCUGCGGCGAAAGCUUCAACGAGGAUUCAACCACGUCAGGAAAUUAAUUCAACCACAUCAGUCCACCGAUACUUUCGUAUUCCAUUUGUGCGACCAAAUGACACGAAUGAUCCAGGAAAGAAAGGUUGGUGGUAUGCUCACUUUGACGGGCAGUAUGUAGCACGUCAGAUGGAAUUGCACGUGGAUAAGCAGCCAAUUCUCCUUGUGGCUGGUAUUGAUGACAUGCAAAUGUGCGAAUUGAGCCUGGAUGAGACGGGAUUGACGAGGAAGCGUGGCGCUGAAAUUCUCGAGCACGAAUUUAAUCGCGAAUGGGAGAGAAAUGGCGGGAAGGCGUAUCGUAAAAUUGCCAAUUAAUAAUUUUAGAAAGACAAUAAUUCUAUGACUUUUCUUGCAAUUAUCUUUGAGUUUUUUUUUUAAUUUUAUUUCCAAAAAAAAAUAGAAUUUCGAGUUAAAGCGAGCAUGCACCCCAGUUAAUUAGGUUUUGAUCCAAGAGGUGAUUUUAUUUAAAAUUUCUUUUCACGUUUCUUUUCAAAAAGAAUUUUAAAAUUAAUAAAAAAUAAACAAUAAUUAUUGUAAAGUAUUUUUAAAGAAAAUAUCAGUAUUUUCUCUUCAGCAUUGUUGAUGAAAAAAUGAGUCCAAAAAUUCCGCGAAAAGAAUUAAAAUUAGUAUUAAAAAAAUCAAACUUUCCGUAAAAAAUAGUGCCUUUAAUAAGACGAAGAAAUUCCCAAAAGAUUUAGAUUAGACUGUUAUGAGGCACAUUCCGAGAUUUUCGAUAUUACAAUUCCAAGAGCUAAUAUAGAGGAAGCAAAAAAAAAAAAAAGAAAUUUUAUUAUAAAGUUUUAAAUAAUAUUUAUGUUCAAUUAGAAUGAAAGCUAUAUAUUAGAUUUAUUUUUUUUAGAAUAUAAUGAAAGAGUUGCUUGAAUUCUAUUUAAUGCGAUUGAAAGACUACGUAAAAAAAUGUUUUUUCCCAUAUUGUCACACACUUAAUAUUAAAAAAAAGUAUUAAUUAUUAAGAAAAAAAAGGUGGAAGAUAUUUUAUUAGAAUUCUAUUGUAUUUAAGAUGUUAAUUAUACACGCAUAUUAAGAAUAAAAAAAAAUAUAUCAAAA